Messenger RNA from Alexandromys fortis (reed vole), 2480 nucleotides. Its product is annotated as C-type lectin domain family 2 member D11-like. Gene Ontology annotation, molecular function: natural killer cell lectin-like receptor binding. The record is from RefSeq and is a predicted model, not a curated record. The transcript has 5 exons. The coding region runs from base 1 to 642 and encodes 213 amino acids. Lineage: Eukaryota; Metazoa; Chordata; Mammalia; Rodentia; Cricetidae. Gene Ontology annotation, cellular component: external side of plasma membrane.
AUGGCCAUCCCUUAUGGACCAGGGCCUUCUUUGAAAGGGGUUUGCAGCACUCUUUCAGGUAAAAGGCAACAAGGACAAUGUCUCAGAAUCAUCCUCCAAGUGUCUCCUGCUAGGCUUUACUGCUGCUAUGCAGUUAUUAUCAUCGUCCUCACUGGAGCUGUGAUUGCACUUCCUGUGGCUCUGUCAUUGUCAGCAGGAAAGACAGAACAGGUCUCAAGCAAGAAUACCUAUGCUGUUUGCCCAAGAAAUUGGAUUGGAUUUGGAAAUAAAUGUUUUUAUUUUUCUGAAGACAUGGAAAACUGGACAUUUAGCCAGAACUACUGCAGGGCACUAGAGGCUCAACUUGCUAGAUUUGACAACCAAGAGGAGCUGAAUUUCCUGAAUAGAUACAAGGGGCCAUUUGACCACUGGAUCGGCCUGCACAGAGAGUCAUCACACCACCCUUGGAUGUGGACAGACACCACUGAAUAUAACAACUUGACACUCAUCCGAGGAGAAGGACAACAUGCCUACCUGAGUGACCGAGGGAUCAGCAGUGGCAGGGACUACAUACGUAGGAGGUGGAUUUGUAGCAAGCCCAACAGCUCUGCUUUGCAGUGUCCAGGGAGUCUCAUAGCUUGUGUAGAGAGUGUGUCAAAGUGAUCAUGAGAGAUCUGUAGCAUGUUAUCUACAGUUACAGCUUCAUUUCUUUAUUUUAAAUAAUUAUCAAAAUCAAUUCACAAUCUGUGAUGACAUUAAAGAUGAAAAUUAUCAUAGAUCACUAUUGGUACUUGGGAGACUAUGGGUGAUUCUAAAUUAAAUAAAUGUUUUCGUAUGGGUUGACACUCAUAACUUAAACCUGAAUUACAAUAUCAGUAUUAGUGACAACCACUUUUAUAAACAGACAUGAAAGUUUUUUCAUUAACUCUUCCUUUGAAUGACUGUUACAUUAAAAAAAAAAAAUGAAGGGAAGAGCCAGGCAGUGGUGGCACAUAACUUGAAUCCCAGAACUGGGUGGCAGAGGCAUGCGAAUCUCUGUGAGUUUGAGGCCAGCAUGAUCUACAGACCAAGUGCCAAGACAGGCUUCAAAGCUACACAGAGAAACCUUGCCUCACCUUCCCUGCAAACAAACAAUGAAGGGAGGACAGGAUUGAGUCAAGAUGGGUAAAACACAGGGCUCCUGCAGGGGGCUAGAAAAGAGAGGCAGAGGAGUGGAGUCUCUCACGCACUCUCUCCCCAGUGCCAUGGGUAUCCUGCAGCAGCUACAUCACAGGUCUGCAAUCACCAAGAAGGAACCUCAGACAUGGAUGCCACAGCUGCUGCAACCCAAGCCAGAGCUGGAGUGAGGCCCUGCUGUUAGAAAGUCAGGGAAGAGUGGCAGAGAGAAUGGCUCUAUCUCCAGUAAAUGUGCCCUGGCACAUCUGUAACUUCUGUUAUCAGAACCUUUUAAAAAAUAUUUGAAGAUUGAUUUAAGAUGGUGACUCGUAGGGUGGGUUUUUCUUUCUUUCUUGUUCUCAACCUGGAAUCUCCACUGCUGUGCAACUGCCCUCAGCCUGCAGGUGUGAUGAUCAUACCUAAAGUGCCUUCAUUGAGGGCACAGAGAUGUGCAGAGACCUGGAGCUCCAGUGGAUUCUGUCCCCAGAUACGCUGCCCAGCCAAAAGAUCUUUUUGUCUCUGGUCAACAAGAGCAUAUCCCAGACUGGUGCUAGUGAUAGUGUAUGAUCACCCUGGCUCUGAGCAACAUCAGUAUGUCCGUAAUGGAGACCUGUUCAUUUUUUGCAUUGGGCCUCAAAAAAAAUAGCACUGGCAGCAUGGUAGAUAGCAGGCUGGAUCUCUCACAGGCUCUGCACUUUAAUACACAUCAUGACCACCCUGCUUCUGAGGAAUGCCGGGAUGUCCAAGGAGAGCAGUGUAUUUUCUGGUUUGGGCCAUCUCAAAAGACUUCCAUGGUGUGGGCUGCCACCACAUGCCAUGUUGCUGUACAUGGUGUGUGCCAAAGCAGGGGUUGUGCUGGUACUGUCUCCCUCUACAGGCUGUGUGGAGGCCCCAAAAUGUGAGCCUGUUUCCACCUUGUCUGAUGGUUAGAGAGUUGUAGGUUGCUCAAAGUAGCUGACAAGCAUAUUUACAUGUUCCAACUCAGGAUGUGAUUACUUAAUUGUUUUGACAUUACAAUAGCCCACACAAGUAGGUCCGUUCAAUCCUGACAGGUGGUCAGGAUAUGCAAAUGUACUUCUGCUCCUUCUUUUAUAACUAUGAGGUCACCUGGGCAGUCGCUGUCUUCAGGAUUCAUGGUCUAAGGCAGCUUCACUGCUUAAACUACAAAAUGUUAAUGAUUUGAUGUCUCAAAGUGUUAAAGGAAUUAACUGUUUGAGUUGUCCUUUCUAUCAAGUAUACAAAGUUUUUUGUUACAUUCUCUCUCCACCUCCCUACCCCCAUUUGUAUUGGGUAUAAAAACUUUGGGAAAAAUAAAUGUGGGUUAUUUCAGUAUUCACUGAAAUACC